Molecule: messenger RNA, 3820 nt
Organism: Rhineura floridana
Lineage: Eukaryota; Metazoa; Chordata; Lepidosauria; Squamata; Rhineuridae
Gene: HHIP
Product: hedgehog interacting protein
Exons: 13
Coding region: 399-2495 (698 amino acids)
Source: RefSeq, a predicted model, not a curated record
CAGAAGAGGAGGCAUCACCCCAGCCAGGCUGUCCUCCCUGAAUUGCAGGCUCCUUUAUAUGGAACGACCAGAAAGGACUUGCUGCUGCUGCCGCUGCCGCCUCCAACAGGGCCGUCAGUUUCGACGCCUCAGCAGCAGCGCCUAUUAAACCUGCGGCCGCUCUUGCGCAACUUUCCCGCGCAACUGCUCAGCAUCUUUCCUUUGCGCUGUUUUUCCUCCUCCCAUUCUCCCUCUCCCUCACACACAACGUGCACUUUUUCUCCCUCAGAUAUCACUCGUCCCCCGCCGCCCGCCUUGGCGGCCUUCCCCCCCCCCAUUUCGGGUUUUCCCAAAAGGAAAGAUUCUCGCUCUUGGAUUGCCUUGGGAUUUGUCACUGCGGUGCUUGAAGUUUGCGAGGCAUGGUCGGGCUGAAGAUGCUCCCUCUGAAGCUGCUCUUGGUGGCCGUGGUCCUCUGCUUCUUCGAAGGGGAGGCCAGGUUUGGGGAGAGCGGGGGGCCCAAGAAGAGAAAGUGCUUGAACGGCAGCCCCCCCAAGCGCCUCAAAAAGCGGGACAGGAGGCUAAUGCUCUUGGAGCCGCCCAACGGAGGAGAGCUGAUGUGUCGGGGGUUCUACCCUCGCCUGUCCUGCUGCCCCAGGGCGGAUAGUCAGGGCUCGCUGCAGAUGGAGAACAAGAUCUUUCCUGUUACCAACAACACAGAAUGUGUGAAGCUGCUGCAGGAAAUCAAAUGUGCACACUGUUCACCGAAUUCUCAGAACCUGUUCCACUCAGCUGAGAAAGAAGCAUUGGGAAGAGAGCUGGUCCUUCCUUUCUUGUGCAAGGAUUAUUGUAAAGAAUUCUAUUACACUUGCAGAGGUCACAUACCAGGUUUUCUCCAAACUACAGCUGAUGACUUUUGCUUCUACUAUGCAAGAAAAGACGGAGGCUUGUGCUUUCCAGAUUUUCCAAGAAAACAAGUUCGAGGACCGGCUUCUAACUAUUUGGACCAGAUGGAAGAAUAUGGCAAAGUCGAAGAUAUCAGCAGGAAACAUAAACACAACUGCUUUUGCCUUCAUGAGGUUGUAAGUGGCCUGAGGCAACCUGUUGGAGCAAUACACUGUGGAGAUGGAUCCCAGCGCUUGUUCAUCCUUGAGAAAGAGGGCUAUAUAAAGAUUUUCACACCUGAAGGGGAUAUAAUCAAGGAGCCAUUUCUGGACAUACACAAGCUUGUUCAAAGUGGAAUAAAGGGUGGAGAUGAAAGAGGUCUCUUAAGCCUUGCAUUCCAUCCCAACUACAAAAAAAAUGGAAAACUGUAUGUGUCCUAUACCACCAACCAAGAGCGAUGGGCCAUCGGGCCUCAUGACCAUAUUCUCAGAGUUGUAGAAUACACCGUGUCCAGGAAAAAUCCACAUCAGGUUGAUAUAAGAACAGCAAGAGGUUUUCUAGAAGUUGCAGAGCUACACAGAAAACACCUUGGAGGGCAGCUACUGUUCGACCCUGAUGGAUUUUUAUACAUAUUCCUUGGUGAUGGAAUGAUCACUAUAGAUGAUAUGGAGGAGAUGGAUGGUUUAAGUGAUUUUACAGGUUCUGUGUUACGCCUGGAUGUAGAUACUGAUUUCUGCCACGUGCCUUAUUCCAUACCAAGGAGCAACCCACACUUUAACAGCACCAAUCAGCCUCCUGAAAUUUUUGCCCAUGGACUCCACAAUCCAGGCAGGUGUGCUGUGGAUCGUCAUCCAACUGAUGUAAAUAUUAAUUUAACAAUACUUUGUUCAGACUCCAAUGGGAAGAACAGGUCCUCAGCAAGAAUUCUUCAGAUAAUAAAUGGUAAAGAUUAUGAAAGUGAGCCUUCACUUUUAGAAUUCAAGCCAUUCAGUAGUGGACCAUUGGUUGGUGGAUUUGUAUACAGAGGCUGCCAGUCUGAAAGGCUUUAUGGAAGUUAUAUAUUUGCAGACCGCAAUGGAAAUUUUUUAACACUACAACAGAGCCCCAUGACCAAACAGUGGCAGGAGAAACCACUGUGUCUGGGCAACAGUGGUUCAUGUAGAGGUUUCUUUUCAGGACAUAUCUUGGGAUUUGGUGAAGAUGAAUUAGGUGAAGUUUACAUCUUAGCAAGUAGCAAAAGUAUGACACACUCUCACAAUGGAAAACUCUACAAAAUCAUUGACCCUAAAAGGCCGUUAGUCCCAGAAGAAUGCAAAAGAACAGCUCUUCCUGCCCAGAUACUGACAUCUGAAUGCUCAAGGCAUUGUCGAAAUGGGCACUGCACUCCCACCGGAAAAUGUUGCUGUAACCAAGGCUGGGAAGGCGAGUUCUGCAGAACCGCAAAAUGUGAUCCAGCCUGUCGACAUGGGGGUGUCUGCAUACGACCAAACAAAUGCUUGUGUAAAAAAGGAUAUCUUGGUCCUCAAUGUGAACAAGUGGAUAGAAACAUCCGAAGAGUGACAAGGGCAGGUAUUCUUGAUCAGAUCAUAGACAUGACAUCAUAUUUGCUGGAUCUAACCAGCUACAUUGUAUAGUUUCUGGGACUUAUUUGGAAACCACAUUUUCAAUGGGCAUUUGUUUUUGAAUCUUUUCUUCUUCCUCUUUUUUUUUUAUAAAAAGAUCCUUAUCCUGCUUUGAAACUCCAGUGAUUCCAUUGGGUUUGUAGAUCUGUCUUUUAAUCUUUUCAGAGAAGCAGAAACAUACAAUUUACGCACAAACAUCUGGUUGCAUAACUUGUGGAAUAUUAAAAUUAUAUUUCCUCAUGUAAAGUAGUUUACACAGAAGUGCCACUGUUAGUCACAAAUAAUUUUCAGUUAUGUCACUAUGAAUUAUUUGAUAUCCCACCAAUUUUAUGUGUAUAAGUAUUUGACUAUAGCAAUCAGAAAGGAGUUUUGAAAGUGUUGGACAUUAUUAAAAAUUAAUUUUAACCAUUGUUAAAGUGCAACAAACAGCAAGUAGAUUCAAAUGACCAAUUGCAAUUCAAUUCAUGUAAUGAUUGAUAAACAAACUGACUUUUUUUCUCCCAUUAAAUGCUAUUCUCUGAACAGGAUGGAAAUGGUAUUGUGGUAGUUAUCACCCACUGGAAGCUUCAGAUGACCAAGCUAUCAUAUGAAAAUUGCAAUUACUGUAUCAAAAACAUAGUCAUGUGAAUCCAUCCUACCAUAACAAAACAAUAUUUCAGAACUCCUUGAUGCAUUCUUAUAUAGGCAAUUCAUUCUAAGAUUGUAAUCUACACCUCUAUCAAUGUAACAGAAUGUUAUGCAAUUAACUACUUUACCUGGCAUAGGUGCAAAAAUGUGGCUAUCGCAGCUUAAUUUCCACAGUGUUUCAAGUUCUUAAUAAUUAAAUUAUAUCUGCGUAUUUUAAAAACAGUCAUUGUAGAAGGUCUGUUUUUUAUUGAAAACUUAUUUAACAAUGGACACUGGGUUUGUUACAUAUUUAUUUUAUUUUAUUUUUUAUAAUAUAGACAUCAUCUAGAUGAACAACUUUACCAUGUCCUGUAAAAUACUGAAGUUACAUUUUUUCCAACUUAAUUGGAAUGAAGGGGAGUGAAAGAGUGAAUAUACUCUUUAAUGUGUUAUGGACCUAAUGUAGAAGUUUAUCCUUGUGUCAGCCUUACUUCAUAAUUGACAGAGAAACAGCAGCAACCAGUCACUGUAAAUGUUGAUAGAGUUCUUUCCACUAUAUCAGGACUGGCCCAUUUAUAUGUAAUAAGAAUUUAUUGCAGAAUUCACACUGAAUGGAACUUCACUGGAUGGGAGCUCAUUUUAGCUAAAGUCUUGCCUGUGUAAGAGGAUACUUGUACAAAUCAUUAAAAUUAUGGUUAUUGCCAAAUAUGGUUUAAAAUGUAAAUGUUUCU